This is a messenger RNA of Bursaphelenchus okinawaensis, 3380 nucleotides long. Lineage: Eukaryota; Metazoa; Nematoda; Chromadorea; Rhabditida; Aphelenchoididae. The record is from the annotation of a GenBank genome assembly.
AUGCUCAAUACAUUUGUUUUAACAUGUUUUGUAAGUUACUACUGUAAUCUUUUGUUUUUGUGGCUAGAGUUGUGCAAUUUAGGUUUUUUAGUAUAAUUUAAAAUUAUUUAAUUUUUUAAAAAUUUUUGGUCAUUUCUUUUUGAUAUAAUACAGCUUUUUUUUGGAUUGUGCUGUUUUCUACCUUUAUAGCACUCUCCAAGCAUUUCUUUUAAUUUUUGGAAUUUUUACUUUUUAUUUUUUUAAAAGCUUUCUUUUUUCUUUAGAUUGCAGUAACUUUUGCCGCCAAAUACCCAAAUGAAAUCGUUGAUAAUCCUAUUGUGACAUGUGAGCCAGAUCGAAUCAAUGUUAAGGUAAUUUUUUCAAAACAUGAUACUUAAACAUUAUGUAUAAUACUAUCACAUUACGAUUUUUAUACAAAAAGUUUAGGACUACAAAGUAAAACGGUUUUUAUUUGGAUUUAUUAGAAAGCUUGCACAGUGCAAUCUGUUUAUAUGAAAUUGCACGGUGCAAUGAAAUAAUAUUCUUUAAAAUUAUGGUAAAAUUGUAAUUUAACUUAAAAACAUAAUUACUUCAUGACGCGUUUUAGAUACGAACGUCUACUGCCAAUCCAUCACACAUUUAUGCCGAAGAUUUUCAUCAUUCAUCUAGCUGCAUGACAAGGAAUUCGAAUACUUUGAGUAUUCUGCACAAUGACUGCGGGAUGACACAAGAGAGAAUGGUAAAAACAGAGUUAUAUUAAUUUAGAUUUGCACAUACUUUUAUUUUUUGACAAAAAUGAUGUUAAGAAGAGGGAAGGAGGAGUAAAGUGUGAUUUAUUAGUGAGGAGAGGUGAAGGGGUAGUCUAAGAGCCUCUAGAGAGGGAUGAGUAUUCUAGAAAUCAGUAAUGAAGGAAAGAGAUACUUUUGAGAGAUAGAAGAAAGUAUGGUAUAAUGGAAGACGAAGAAACUUUUUUUGAUAAAACGUUUUCAGGACAAUCCGUCGGGUAUAAUGUAUAGAAUUUGUAUUUCCGUACAAAUCCACCCUCUUUUUGUGACAGAUUCUGAUCGUUCCUAUUGUGCUCAAUGUGUUUAUAUGGAAAGCAAUGUCGUCGAAGGACUAGAGCAAAACUUAUCUAUCAGGUAAGUCGGUUUAGUUAUUUAUAAUUUCUCAAAAACUUUUGGGUGAAAAUUAUAUAGGUAUACUUAUAAUUAAUGUCCAUGACUAGUCCAUUAAGAAGAUUAGGUCUUGGAUAGACCUGAAAGGGCCUAAGCUUUGAGCACGACCGACCUCUUUACAGGUUUAUCUUUGCUUCUAUUAUAAUUACAGCUAAAAAGAAUGCGAAACAAAGUCUUUUGUUUACUGUAACAAGAACUUUUUAUAACUUAAUCAUAAGUUUAAAGUAAAAAUUUUAGUGAAGUAGCCCCGAGUGAAUUGGAGCCUCAGUUCGAUGCUGCCUACAGUCCUCAAUGUGUAUAUUCGAUACGAAAGGGAUCGUUUGAUGGGCCUGAAGUUCAUGCGGCUGUAGUUGGUGAGACUGUGUUUCAUGUUUGGCAGUGUUCUAAUGGUACGUUUUAUCUAAACUAUGUGUUGUAUAGUGUUGAACGCAUCACUUUUGGUGAUUUUUGAAAAAAGUAAAAAGUUAAAUUUAAAGCCAAAAAAAAAAUUUUUUCUUUUAGCUUUUCUUCUCUUCCUUCCCUAGACUAACUGAUUGUUACAUAUAGUGAAAAAACUGGUCUUCAUUGAAAAAAAUAAUCUUUAUAGUAAAAACCUAUAUUUACAUCAAUAUAUAUUUCAGAGAACGUGGGCAUAUUGGUUCAAAACUGCAACGUCGAAGAUCUUCAAGGCGAGAAAAUCUUGAUUAUCGACCAAAAAGGGUACUUAAUGUUUGUAUUAAAUGUUUAGGCAUAAGUACACUUAUUAAAGUAGUAUAUUCUACAUAUACUCUAAGCUCUUUAAUGUAGGCAUAAGACGUGGAAUAUACUACCUUGAGAUAGGAAUUGAAUUAAAAAAAGAAAAGUUAUAAUUUUGAAAAUCUUCACCACAGUUUUCUUGCUUUUUAUGAAAAAUUUAUAUUCGAAUUGCUUGUUUCAGCUGUGGAGUAGAUCAGUAUCUGUUCAAGACUCCACAAUAUUCAUCAAAUCUUCAAACUGCGUUUUUUGGUAAGAAAUAUUGUUUACCAGCUAGUGUUUGAUCUUAAAAUCUUUUCAUGAAAAGGUUUUUUUUUAAAUUUUUCUUUAUAAGUUGAAAAAUUUUUUUAAAUUAAAAAUGUUAUUCAUUAAGGAGUCAAAUGUCUUCAAGUUUGUUGACAAAUCUAUGACGAGGUUCAGGUGUCAAAUACGAUUGUGUUUGAAAAACAAGGGAAAUGGGUGUCAAGGGAUUACGGUAUGAAUAUGUGGCAUUACCUAAAUUAAUUUUUUAAAAUAUUUUUACUUUGUCAAUUUAUAACUAAUUUAUUAUGGGCAUAAUGACUAAUUGCCUAAAAAAUCAAAUUCAGCCCCCCUCCCACUGUCCAAGUCUAGACGAGUUUGAUCAAGAAGUUGUGUCAUCUUCACCAUUGAUCGUGGAAGAUAUUACUCAACCCAAGUCUGAAGGAGUGUUUGGACAUUCGACAGAACAACCUCGAGGUCCUCCUGGAGUACGACCACCAUUGGGUUUGAGUACGGCACAAGUUGUGAACCGAGGUCAGCCAGUUGGCGUAGUGAGAAGUGGCUACAAGUAAGUUUCUGUACAUUGAAUUAUAGUAGAUUUUACUUUAAAUUAGGGUUUUGUUACAGUAAGAGUACAGAGUUUUUUUAUGGUUGCAGUAGGGUUUUGUCAAAUUUAUUUACAUUACGUUAUUUAAAAUUCUUGUAAUUACAGUAGCAUUUUGUGUUUUUCUUAAUAAUUACAGUAAGAUUUAUUAGAUUGUUUCGUUAGUACAGUAAAACUUUUGAUUUUUUUACAAUUACAGUAAGAUUUAAAAUUUUAACCAGGCAAUACCUAUAAACCUUACCCAUAUGCCUUUUGCCCACGUUUGCCUAUUUAGUUAUCCAAGUUAUCCUAUUAGAAGCAAGCGUGCUACUACCGUAUCAGCCAACGCUACCGUCCCACUGAGUCGGCCUAAACGUACCAUAAACGUGCAAGCCAACACGAGAAAGGAGGACGAUGUGUCCGAGGUGGAUGUGGUUGGACUGAUUCGAGUUUUGGACAAUCCAGAAGACCUGGAGUACUAUGCUGACAAGAACAAUGACAAACAGGAAUGGUCAGAAGCACGAGCUCAGAAGUGUAUGGCCUCAGGGCUCUAUUGGACGCUGAUUGGCAGUGUGGUACUAUUAUUUAGUGCCCAAGCUGGUGCCGCUUUCUUCGUGUUCAGAGAUCGCUUCGCGUUGAGAAAGUCGUUCCUUCAUAGGUUUAAUCAAUAG